AUGGAUGACAAAGGCAGAGAGCUUUGUCCGCGCCUCAUCGACUACCUGGUAAUAGUCGGUCGGCGCCGUGGAAGAUUUCUCUCCCAAGCAAGCAUCGAUGUUGCAUCAUCAUCGUCGUCCCAUACUGUCACUGCGCCUGAAUUGCUGAGACGUUAUCCAACCGAUGAUCACAAAGAUUUUUACUUGCCCACCGACGUAACAGUCUUCUGUCAGCCAGAAGGAUGCGUGACAAAAGGGAUUCCAAAGCAUUCGCAGUCUCAGCGAGAAACGAGCAGCUUUGUAUUCACACUGACAGAAAAGGAUUCAGCAAAAAUCCGACAUGGCAUCUGCUUGAAUUUCCUGCAGAGCUACGAAAAAGCUCGCUGCGCAACAGCGGAUAAUACAAUCAAACCUCAUAAUAAUCGAUCCCGUAGAAGGCUCGAUUAUAGACUUUCAUUAACAAGUUUAUGCUUAAUAAGUCAUCAUCCAUUUCUUUCAACCUUUCGAGAAUUAUUAUUAUUGCUGAAGAAAUUGAUCGAUGGCUGCAGUCAGAGACUAAGCGAAGAGGGGCAAUAUCCGAAGUGGGUGCUACCACCAAAUGUUCUGCCAGCUUACGAGUUUGCUCUUCCAGAUCACACACGGUUUUCGUUCGUCGAUUUCCCUCUACAUCUGCCACUAGAACUGCUUGGAAUUGAUACGGCCAUCAGAGUUCUUGCUGCAGUCAUGCUUGAGUCAAAAGUA
Gongylonema pulchrum is the source of this 720-nucleotide messenger RNA. The record is from the annotation of a GenBank genome assembly. Lineage: Eukaryota; Metazoa; Nematoda; Chromadorea; Rhabditida; Gongylonematidae.